Phasianus colchicus (ring-necked pheasant) is the source of this 6781-nucleotide messenger RNA. The record is from RefSeq and is a predicted model, not a curated record. NCBI's taxonomy places the organism in Eukaryota, Metazoa, Chordata, Aves, Galliformes, Phasianidae.
CACUGUUCAUGUUGCAAACAGAUUCAGAAAUAAGUUACAAAACAAAAAAGUGAAAACGAAAACCCUCUGCAGUCUCCACAGAGGUUGAGAACGUAAUGCAAGGCACAGCCUUACAAAAACCUCCCAAGUCUCCAGAAAAAUCCAUGUGAAAUAUUAAAAAAAAAAAGUGUAAAAUUAAUAUUUCAACAAAAUUUGCUGGCGACGCUACUAUACAUCCGCUGUAUAUGGUGAUGGAUCACAAGAAUCUUUCCUGAUUCAUGAACUAAACUGAAUUAUUGACCCAUUCUGAGGGUCUGAAUAAUCUCUGAACCUUAAUUGAAAUGUUACUAAUAUACAAGGGGGUGUUGACUUGUCCUGAGUAUAAUUUAUUGAAGGUAAGACCUAAGUGUUGACUUGCAUAUAAACAGACUGGAGAGAUUCAGCUUGGCUUACAGAAGAUAGGAGGCAGUUUUAUUUUGGAGAUAUUCCUAGGACAAAAGAAAAAACAAAAUCACAAAUGGAAAGGAGACAAAUGCAAAUAUAGAUCGUUGGAAGCUUUUUAAGUAAUAAAGGUUUAAUCCAAUUUUUUUUUAGAGCAUCAUGUGGUUUCCAGUGUACACAAAGUGAAGAGUGAAAAGGUAAAAAUAACACUGGCAUAGCCUUAAUAUAUUCCAGAAUUCAUAAAUCAUUUGUAAAUUUAGUCCUUUUAUAAAAGAAUCCUUAUAUAAAUCAGGGAGGGGGGGCGAGGGGGGAAUCAAUCCCAUAUAUGAAGCACAGUUUAAGCCCCACAUCACUGACCAAUCAAAAUUAGUGAAUGCACUGCAUCUCUCUGCAGUGAAGGGAAGCGACAAGGUAGGCUGUCAUUCUGCAAAAGCUGCCCAUCGCAAGCUCGCCUCUCCGAAGCUGCUCUGCUUUUUCAGAAAGCCUGAAUCUCACUGGUGUCUCUGGAGACAAGAAGCCUUCAGUAUGUUAAAUUACUUUCAUUAUGUAUUUUCAAAUGCUUAUUGAUUCUACAGUAGGAAGAGUGGGAGACUGCAGCAGCCUCUAAACCAGAACUAAAGCAGUUGUAUACAUUAGCAGUAUGCUGAAACAAUGGCACACUACAGGCACAAAUUCUCAUUAAGGUCAUUUUUCGAGGAUGUGCUUUUCACCCUCUUUCCCUUCUUCUCUGCUAACAAGUGAACAAAAUGAAUCCCUCCAACCUGGAACUGCUUCACCUGCACCGAGAAUUUAUCAAACCUGUAGCGGAGGUAAGAUCUGUUCCUUAUUAUGGUAUGCAGAAUAAGCAGCAUUUAACAAAAACGGGGGGAAAAAAAAGAGAGAAAAGAGGAAGGUAUCAGAUUCAACUUGUAUUAAGCACUAGGAUCGUGUUGUAUUUGAGUCCGGGGAAUAUCUGAAUGCUAUUUCCCCAUCCCUAUUAAAAACACAGUGUAGACAAAUGCUAUUUUGUAUGAAACUCUUGCAGAAUAUUAAGAACCUGUUUUGUUCAUACAAUAUAAAGCCAGUAUAAUUUAGGUUAAUAUAGUACAGGGGAGAAAAAAAAAAAAAAAAAACGAAAAAAACCAUGGAAUGCAACUGGGAACAUUUCUUUCCUCCCUCAGCAGUAUUUCCAAAUAUUGGCAGUUAAAUAUGUUACAGAUUUAUUCAGUUGCUCUCUAAAGGAGCCGACAGUCUGUUAAUUGGUGUACACUUACUGUUUUAUGAAGGUCAAGUAAUAUGACUAAUCUCUGACUUGCUCGUGAAAUCUCCCUUCUUUUCCCUGUUUGGUCGGUUUUUAAGACUUAUUUCUUCCACUGUAUCUCCAAAAUCAAGUUGCUUACUAGAAACACUGAUUUGCAGCACAUUUAUUUCAAGAAAUACAAUUUUAACAGUGUGCAAAUUAAACAAAAAUGUAUUUCCUACAAAGUUUAUUGACUUUACUCAAUUUCUCAUCAGCAGAUCAGAGAGCUGGAUGUAUAAAGUAGCUGCUUCUUAGAGCUGAGUGUCACAGGCACUUUACAUCCAACAGUUACUGCUUCUAGUUAGGGUUUCCUGCAACCUGCACUGUUUGCAGAAUAGGAGACUUGUGCAAAAAAAAUAAAUUCAUACAAGUCAACACAAACAUGACACGAUUUUACUAGGAAAUAAGGAACACGAUAACUGAUCGUAAGAUACAAUUCUAGACAUACUUUAUUCACCAAAUAAGUGAUAUUACAAAAUAUACCAUUGCAUUACUUUAUUUUGAAAUUCUAAGCCCUACUUUUAACCUUUUUUUCCCCCUCUCCUUCACAAGGGCAUGCAGCAACUAAUUCAGUUUUACAACUGACCGUAUGAAGAGCGCAGUUGGCCGGGUACCUUUCUAGCUGUAUGACCUACAAGCAGCAGGACUCACCACUACCAUGCAUUCUUAAGGCAUAAAGGAAUUAGAAACAAAACAUGGAGCACACUUGUAUCACCAUUUACACGUCAAGAAUAUGUGUGGAAGACUGACGCAUCUGCUCAGAUUUCAUUAGAAGAAGAAUAAGAGUGAUUCUUAAAAUGGUGAGCAUUUAUUAAAGAGGGAUUUAUAAUUUAAAAGCAGAACUGUGGAAACUACCGAUGCAUGAAGAAACAAUGAAACAUGAAUUCCCAAAAGGAGAAUAUGCAUUCUUCACCAGCAAGCUGCACAAGGGUUUAACCACGCUUUUUCUAUACUGCUCAUUAAAAAUCUUAUUUGUCAUAAUGACUAAUGGAUAUUUUUCCCUCGAUUUUAUGAUCUGUUAUGUAUUCUCCUUAAAUGAAAAUAAACCAAAUUAGGUAACUCAUGGUUACUGUCAAAGCACACGAACUGGAUUUUAUGAUGUACAGCAACUUCUUUGACUAAGCCAUCACUCAAAAGUAACGAGCAGGAAUAUUACAGAAAGAAAUGCGCAACUGUAACUAAAGGAUGUCUACAUACACUCCGAGCACAGAAGGCAGACAUUCUUUUUUCUUUUUUAAACCUGGAAAAUAAAAGCAGGCUGCUACAAAAUGCAAGAGGGGAAAGAAAUUAACAUCACCUAGAAGAAGGUUUGUCGUUGCUGGCCUGGAACUCGGCACAGACAAAGUAUCUCAGGCAACUGAAGAGUCCCCAUGUUUAAUCAAAAUUUUCUGCUGCUGAAGUGCUGGAGCAAAAAGAGGAAAAAAAAAUCUGCAAGGAAUGAAAUAAGAGCCCUGCUAGCACUUGGUUUCCAGGUGACAGUGCAUGUCAAAUAUCUGUCGGUGACACCAUGUAUCAAUUUAUGACAAGCUGCUACAAGGAGCUGAAAGACCCUUGAGGCGCAGGAAGCAGGUAGGUCACAGGCUGUGUGCCGCAGCCCCUGCUCCGCGUUGCACCGGAGCAGCACCGUGCAGAAGGGCAACGUGCCCAGUAAAUUACCUCUGCUCUGACAUUUACACUCAUACUCACCUGAAAUUAAUCAAUGCAACAAAGAGGUGAUGUUCAAUCUCUGAUUUUAUAGAUAUAGCUCAUCCGAAGUUCUCAGUUGCCACAAAAAUUUCAGAGUUCAGACUGUUGUGGGUUUUGGUUAUUUCAGUGUUUGCUUCUGUUUUGUUGCUUUGUUUUUGUUUCUUCUUAAAGCAAGAUCUGCUUUUGAUUUCCUCCUGGCUUUUACUAAUACGAAAGAGCUCACUGUACCCAGUGAUGCAUUUGGACCAGUUCUUGAAAUACAGUCAAAGCCAGGACAACACACACAGAGGAAAUCAUGUUCCUGAGGUUUAAUGUAAACCCAUCAGAAUUCGCCUAAACUGGAAAUGAAACAAAGCUUUUGAAAUAUUUGUUUCAUUUCACACACGAGUCUUAUAUGUUCUCAUUUACAUCUUUUGUAUUUAAGAGGUAAAUGUGAAAUAACUGCUGAAGCAUACCAAGACUUUUCAUCAUACAAUUUGCAAUUAAUAGCAUUGUGCAAUAGAGGCUUUUCAGAACUGCAGAUGAAAUUCAUUUGCAUACCGUAUCCCAAGUGUGCUCAAUUCAUACUUUCAUUAAAAAAGCAGCUCAGUUUUGUUCACCUUAGUGCUAUCCAUUUUUAAUGCAUUCAGAGUGGAACAAAGGUCUGCAUUUAAAUUUUGUUUCAUGCCAAGUACUUCCCCUCUUAAAUUUAAAACUACUUAUCAAACCCUCAAGUAUCACAACAAGAAACUGAACGACCUCUUAUUUAUUCAUCUCAUUACAGCCUCUAGAGCUGGCUGACAACACAAGCAAUGCAUACGCCAGGUAUUAACACAGAUGCUCUGCUUACAACCUGCUGGUGCGUGGAAACCGAAGCACGUGCAGCCACAAAAUAAACGUCCUAGAUGUAAUAAAUGCUACUUUUGGGGGCCUCACUUACUCCUGGGAUAAAUACAUUAUGGAUUUAUAUCUGUUGGAUUUAAUUUCAGUAUGUAAAAAAUCUGGAAGAGACGAUUUUACAUUUAAGUACUAUUUUAUAAAACUUAAAUCUAUUCUGGAAUAAAAUUAAAUACUCUUCCAUCAGGCACCAAUUUUUUGAAGAAACAAAAUAUUCAAAUCAGAAAGAGGAAAUGUAGCAUUUUUGUAAUGAAUUCCAUUACCUCAAACCUAUGUAAGCUUUAUGCUGGAAAUUACACAUACUUAUAUAGACUGUAGUACGAGUUUCAUACAUGUAGAUGCACACCAGAUAGAACAGAAGUCCUCAAGUUCUAUAAACAUCUGUUUAAUUGCAGAACUUCAGGUCUCAGUUUAUGACACUCUUACAAACUCUUCAUCAGGAGGCUGCUAAAUUGCUGUUAGAUAUUUUAAGUGUUCUUUCUAGGAUAAAUAAGCAACAGUGCUCUGAGUUUCUAACACUCCCUUUUUUUCCACCAGAGCCUUUUAAAAACGAUCUCCAGUACUAAUUUGUCAAUACUUAACAACAUUUUGCUGAAAUAGCACUCACCACAAUACAAAGGCAAAGCACAAGUACAGUUUAUUCAACAAAUGGGCCUUUUGUAAAGGCCACAUCACUAUAAAUAAAGCCUUGUCUCCCCUGAGUGGAAGCUUUUCAUCUUUUUUUUUUAAACAAAUCUUGCUUUUCUUUGAAAAGGAAAGACCUUAUUCUGGAUCCUCAGGUUUUUGGGUCCAUGCCAAAUACAGCUCUAAACAUACAGUAAAUUAAGAGUUUGUUAGGAAUGGAUGCGUUUCCUCUAUCCUCCUUUCCCAUCGUUUUUCUAAAAUAACAGAAAGUGUUAAAAAAAGAAAUCAAGUAGUUCCAUGUUUAUUUCACCUUUCAGGAGAAAAAGCAACUGCAACAAAAGAAUGUGUUUCUCCCCCAUUCUGGAAGGCAACAUGCAGUUUGAAUCUAACUUCACAGUUCGAGAUGCCAUUGAUGACAUCGACACCAACAUGUACCGACCACUGUCAUACGCAUUAAGCUUUCAAGUGUCUCUCACUGGAUUUUUGAUGUUAGAAAUCGUUUUGGGACUUGGCAGCAACCUCACCGUGCUGGUACUUUACUGUAUGAAAUCCAACUUAAUCAAUUCUGUCAGUAACAUAAUUACAAUGAACCUUCACGUUCUUGAUGUAAUAAUUUGUGUGGGAUGUAUUCCUCUAACUAUAGUUAUCCUUCUGCUUUCACUGGAGAGUAACACUGCUCUGAUCUGCUGCUUCCACGAGGCUUGUGUCUCUUUUGCAAGCGUUUCGACCGCAAUCAAUGUCUUUGCUAUCACUCUGGACCGAUACGACAUCUCUGUCAAACCUGCCAACCGAAUUCUGACCAUGGGAAGGGCUGUGAUACUAAUGACAUCAAUAUGGAUCAUUUCGCUUUUUGCCUUCCUGAUUCCGUUCAUUGAAGUCAAUUUCUUCAGUCUUCAAAGCGCAAGUACUUGGGAGAACAAGACACUGCUGUGUGUCAGUGCAAACGAGUACCACACCGAGCUAGGGAUGUACUACCACCUCCUCGUCCAGAUCCCAAUCUUCUUCUUCACCGUGGUAGUGAUGCUAAUCACGUACACCAAAAUACUCCAGGCUCUUAACAUCCGAAUCGGCACAAGAUUUACAACGGGACAAAAGAAGAAAGCUAGAAAGAAAAAGACGAUUUCUCUCACCACGCAGCACGAGACCACAGACAUGUCGCAGAGCAGCGCAGGAAGAAACGUGGUCUUUGGCGUAAGGACUUCUGUGUCUGUGAUCAUUGCCCUGCGCCGAGCCGUGAAGCGGCACCGGGAGCGGCGAGAGCGGCAGAAGAGAGUCUUCAGAAUGUCCCUCCUCAUCAUCUCCACCUUUCUGCUCUGCUGGACGCCCAUCUCCGUUCUAAACACCACAAUCUUGUGUUUGGGCCCAAGUGACCUUCUGGUAAAGUUGCGCUUAUGUUUUCUAGUCAUGGCAUACGGAACAACUAUUUUUCACCCUCUACUUUAUGCAUUCACGAGGCAAAAAUUUCAGAAAGUUCUGAAAAGUAAGAUGAAAAAACGAGUUGUUUCAAUCGUGGAAGCAGAUCCCAUGCCAAAUAACGCUGUCAUACACAACUCAUGGAUAGAGCCUAAAAGGAACAAAAAGAUCACCUUCGAAGACAACGAAGUAAGGCAGAAAUGCUUAGUACCUCAGGUUGUCACUGACUAGACUUCAGUAUUCACCAAAACACAUCGAGGAACAUUUGAACAAGCCGUAGAGAAAUACUGCCAAAUAAGAAAAACAUUUUUUAACUAUUGGCUAGACUGUACAUUUUCCAAUAUCUGUGUUAAAUAGAGUAGGUCUUGUAUAUUCGAUUUCUUCAUUAUGUAAGAUAUCUGUUGCAUGGCUGUUUGUUAGCGUAACACCAUGUGUAUAUUUGUCAGAAAUACUCAAGUCCUCUUUUUUAGAAAAUAAAUAGCC